CUUUGUGAGUCCUUAUUUGCGGGCGUUUGCGCCCAAGUGAUAGAGGUACACACUGAAACUAUGGAUGCUGCCGCAGAGCUUGACGCCUGGCUCCAGAAACACGUGGCCGAGCCGCGUAGAACGCUGGCACGCGAGGCGGCCUCAAACCUCUCGGACUUUGCGACGUGCGAAGAGGCCGAUCUAGAAGACGUCCUCCAGAUCUCCACGUGGCCGCCGCUCGCGCGCAGUCGCUUUCUGCGGGCGUGGCGGAAGCUCAAAGGAGAUGAGGCUGGAGUGACCACCGUCGCGACGCAGACGGACAUCGUCGGACCGGUGGUACCUGUCGCCGCGGCCGCCGAGCCGACGGGCUCCUCGAGUGCCGCCGCCGCAGCUGACGACGACGACUUCGAAGCCUCGAGCGACGACGACGACUCCGACGGUGGCGCGCGCAACGGCCCGAAACGGCGGCGCGGGGGCGCGACUUCGAGAUUUGUGGGCGUAUCAAAGCAAAGAAACAAAUGGGCUGUCCGGUACGCGGACCGACAAGGAAACCGUCACACCGUCGGUACCUACGACGAUGAGGAAACCGCUGCGCUCAAAUUCAACGAAGCCAUCAUCGCAGCCAAGCUGACGGACAUUCGCGCGAUAAAUCCCGUCGUCGACGGCCGGCCGCAGCCCAAGCAAUUGCCGCGUGAUAAGAGCGCGGCCCGCCCGCCGGAUCCGCAGCGCGUGAAGACGACGGGCUCGUCGUCCCAGUACUAUGGCCCAUACUGGGAUUCGCGCAGACGGCGCUGGCAGGCGAAACUCAGCGACGCGGCCGAGAAGACUGUUUGGACUGGCACCUACAACGACGAGGAGACGGCCGCGCGCGAGUACCACGCCGCGGUGCAUCGCUUUGGAUUGCAGGCCAUCCGUAAAACCUCCGUCGACGCGUCCGGCGCGCUCGUCCCGAAGCCGAAGCUGUCGCCGAAGAAGUCGCCGCCCCAUCUGAAGCCGGCGGCGGCGUCGUCAUCGCCGCUGCCGCCGAAGGCGAAAUCGCCCGCGCCGGCGCCCGCGCCCGCGCCUCCGGCCCCUGUGCCGCCGCCGCGCGUCGUCGUGACGCGGAAGCCGAUGCCGGCCGCCAGGCCCCCCGCGCCGCCGCCGAAACAAAAGUUCGUCGUCCGCGUGCCGCCGCCGAAGGCGUCGCCCGCCGCGGCGCCCCAACCGAAGAAGCCGUCGCCGCCGCCGCGGCCCCGCACGCCCCCACUGGAGGCCUUCCGCAAGCACGCCGGGCCGGACGGCGACCGGAAGGCAGCCGUUGCGGCCUUCUUUGCAGCGCAGAGAUCCGACGAGGCGCCGCCGCCGAAGAAGCGGCGCACGGAUGACGACGCCAUCGGGGACGGGGAGGUCCUCUCCGAAAUGUUCUAAGAUACACAUUG
Messenger RNA from Pelagomonas calceolata, 1397 nucleotides. Lineage: Eukaryota; Pelagophyceae; Pelagomonadales; Pelagomonadaceae. The record is from the annotation of a GenBank genome assembly.